This is a messenger RNA of Pararge aegeria (speckled wood butterfly), 546 nucleotides long. RefSeq lists its product as uncharacterized. The coding region runs from base 167 to 514 and encodes 115 amino acids. The transcript is spliced from 2 exons. The record is from RefSeq and is a predicted model, not a curated record. Lineage: Eukaryota; Metazoa; Arthropoda; Insecta; Lepidoptera; Nymphalidae.
CUACGCAAAUUAAAUUCUAAAAUAAAUACAGAAACACAACAAUUAAGUCCACAAGCCAUUCAGAAGCCAUGUUUAUAAACCAAUACAAGAGCUAAAUAAAUGAAAUGACCGAUGAUAUCAUAUACAGAAAAAAGAUUUUCCAGGGUUAUUAAAACUAAUUUUGAUAAUGGAUUCUAAAUUACUGAGCGCUGUUUUAUUCUUAACGAUAUCUUCGACCCUGUGUCAGGAAGGCUGGUAUCCAUGGGAUGCAUCUGGAGCAUUGGGACGCGUCAAUGACGAUAUGGCCUGCGACAGCCCAGUCUGUGUGGAUCCUUGCCCCAAAGCUGCCCCGCCGCGCUACUGCCCGGCAAACAUGACUAGCUGUGCCUCCGGGUGCGUCUGCAUGCUGGAAUGCAGGUCACCCACCUACGUCUGCUUCCAAACCAAGUUCUGCAUGGCCCCCAGGCGAUACCUCACAAGAAACACUAAACAUCCAUAUUAUCAUGCCACCAUUGCUGAGGUUAUGGAACCCUAGUAGAUGUUUUCUUCUUCACAGGUAUCACCUUG